This is a messenger RNA of Sparassis crispa, 228 nucleotides long. RefSeq lists its product as hypothetical. Lineage: Eukaryota; Fungi; Basidiomycota; Agaricomycetes; Polyporales; Sparassidaceae. Bases 1 to 228 code for a protein of 75 amino acids. The transcript has a single exon. The record is from RefSeq and is a predicted model, not a curated record.
AUGCACCCCACUUACACGACAUUUGCCAUGUACACCGAGCUGUGCUGUGACCUGAAGAAGAUUCAGGCUUCCGUCUUGGGAGCAGUGGCAUUCAAUUUCCCGUAUAGCUUUCCAGUCUUUAGCUUUCGCAAAGAGCUUGAUAUGAAUGACUUUGGCCUGCUCAUCAUUCGGCUUCUGUGCUGGGAUCUUGAUGCGCAGGACUAUGUUGGGCUUCUCCGCAAUAGGUGA